AUAAUUAAAAAAAUGUCUGGUUCGUGGAUGGCGCCACCGCGUCUCCUGGUGUCGUCGCUGCUGGUCGCCGUGCUCGCGGUGGCGGCCGCCGAUGUCGCCAAUGCCGGCGGCGCCAAGCCCCUGACGCCCGGCGGGCGCGUGGUGCACCACAACCACGGCAAGUUCACCGCCGGCGAGUGGAAGCGCGCCCACGCGACCUUCUACGGCGGCCGGGACGGGUCCGGCACCACGGCGGGCGCGUGCGGGUACAAGGACACGCGGUCCGAGGGCUACGGCGUGCAGACGGUGGCCGUGAGCUCGGUGCUGUUCGGCAAUGGCGCGGCCUGCGGCGGUUGCUACGAGGUGCGGUGCGUGGACAGCCCCGACGGGUGCAAGCCGCCCGGCGCGGCGGCGGCGGCGGCGGCGCUGGUGGUGACGGCGACGAACCUGUGCCCGCCCAACGAGCAGUAGUCGGCGGACAGCGGCGGGUGGUGCAACCCGCCGCGGGAGCACUUCGACCUGUCCAUGCCGGCGUUCCUCCAGAUCGCGGAGGAGAAGGCCGGCAUCGUGCCCGUCUCCUACCGGCGGGUGGCGUGCGCGAGGCAGGGCGGCAUCCGGUACGCCAUCGCCGGGAACAAGUACUUCAACAUGGUGACGGUCACCAACGUGGGCGGCGCCGGCGACGUGGCGGCGGUGUCGGUGAAGGGGAGCAAGCGCGUCAAGUGGACGGAGCUGAAGCGCAACUGGGGGGUAGUGUGGCAGACCGGGGAGGACCUCACCUGCGAGUCGCUGACGUUCAGGGUGAUGACCGGCGACCACCGCAAGGCCACGUCGUGGCACGUCCUCCCCGAGGACUGGAAGUUCGGCGUCACGUACCAGGCGUCCAAGAACUUCUAAUGAGUAGCCAUCACUCUCCCUCUUCUUCAACCUGACAACCGCCUGCAUCGCAAGCAGCCAUGCAAUGCAUGCAUAUAUAUUUGAUUCUUUCGCUGAUCAUGCCCUCAGAUACACGGUGCCGGAGUUUAAAUCUUUUUUCUUUGUUGAAAAUCAAUGUGCAAAUUCAAAUGAGAAUGGUCAUUUUAACCAGUCGUGAUCAAUCUGAACUGCUAAUGCAUGCACACACCUAAGCUACUACCUCGGCUAUGCUGGGCUCUUAUUAGCUUUGAACAGCUCCAGACUCCACUGUGCGUCUGGAUGACUCCACUGCUCUAACAUGUAUGGGCACAAGAUGUUUGGAGAAUUAUUCGGGCUCCGUUCGUUUAUUUUAUAAGCUGUAUUUUUUCUGCCAGCCAGCAGUGUUUUUUCUUUCGUAAUUGAAAAGUUAUAACUGAAA
Sorghum bicolor (sorghum) is the source of this 1312-nucleotide messenger RNA. Its product is annotated as expansin-A32. The transcript has a single exon. Gene Ontology annotation, biological process: plant-type cell wall organization. The record is from RefSeq and is a predicted model, not a curated record. NCBI's taxonomy places the organism in Eukaryota, Viridiplantae, Streptophyta, Magnoliopsida, Poales, Poaceae. Gene Ontology annotation, cellular component: extracellular region.